Messenger RNA from Hypoxylon trugodes, 1391 nucleotides. RefSeq names its product RNA 2'-phosphotransferase, Tpt1. The record is from RefSeq and is a predicted model, not a curated record. Gene Ontology annotation, molecular function: tRNA 2'-phosphotransferase activity. NCBI's taxonomy places the organism in Eukaryota, Fungi, Ascomycota, Sordariomycetes, Xylariales, Hypoxylaceae. The transcript is spliced from 2 exons. Gene Ontology annotation, biological process: tRNA splicing, via endonucleolytic cleavage and ligation. The coding region runs from base 352 to 1305 and encodes 317 amino acids.
ACCAACUAGAAGUGACGAAAGCUUAACGAGCUUAUUCGAUUACAUCCUUUUAAGCCCUUCCAAUCAUUGAGAAACGCCCCACCAUAUAAAGAAAUUAUCCGUUUGUUAAAUCUUACCAUCGUCAUAUCCAGAAUCCUGGCGCUUAUAUACAAGCGUGGUUUCGCUUCGGUUGGGCUGCUAGUACGAGGGUUGUCUCGUUCUUGGUACCUUUACUCUGCCGUUCACUUUUCGAGAACCCGGUCAGUACUUCAAGCUAGGCUUCUACCGUUGCCGUUUACGCAUAGCUUUCAUCAUAAAAGCAAGAGUAUCUACGACGGCAAGCGAAGUAGGAGAAGCAGAAGAAUUCUAGACAUGGCGGACAACGACGAGUACGUCGAAAGGAUGGAGGACCUGGCGCUGAAAGGAAAAGGGAGAGGUGGCCGUGACCGUCGUGGUGGUGGUAGAGGAGGUGGAAAGGGAGGCAGAGAUCGUAAUACGCAGAUCUCGAGGGCGCUAUCGCAACUUCUGAGACAUCAGGCUGAGAGUGCGGGGAUUAAGUUAGAUGCUGAGGGAUAUGCGCCUUUGGAUAGAGUGUUACAAUGGCCACGAAUACGCUCACUUAACCCAACAUUCGAGGAAAUCCGAAAUGAGGUAUCAAAUAACGCGAAGCAGCGGUUUGCCAUGAAGCCCAAGGACCCGUCUACGGAUGUGGAAAGUGCUCUAGCUGAAGCAGAUCCUGCGGCUUGGCUUAUCCGCGCCAAUCAAGGCCACAGUAUUGCGUUAGCGGACGAGGCGAUACACACGCCCAUCACGCUCGAAGCCGGUAAUAUACCGGAAAUUGCAGUUCACGGUACAUACUUUGCUUUCUGGUCGGCUAUCGUGGCGUCAGGUGGCUUAAAGAAGAUGAACAGACAACAUGUACAUUUCGGCACCGGACUUUUACCAGAAGACGAUGGGAAAGGUGGGGGUAAGGAUAAGGAGAAAGUAGUUAGCGGGAUGCGGUCAGAUGCGGAAUUACUCGUAUUCGUGGACGUGGAGCGCUGUCUCAGGGAAGAGAGCGGCAUCCGGUGGUGGAUCAGCGCCAAUGGGGUUGUUCUAACGGAAGGUGAUGAACAGGGAUUGGUGCCGCUGAAGUAUGUGAAGGAAGUGAGGGGUCGUAGACAGGGUGUUGGCGUUUUGUGGCGCGAUGGUGGGAAGGUGACUGAUUUACCGCCUGAUAUUGUUGCCAAAAUACCUAUGGGGAAGGGUAGAGGGGGUGGUGGCGCUGGUGCGGGAAGAGGAGGAAGAGGGAACCGGAGAGGUGGGAGAGGGAAGGGGGAGGCGUAGAUAUAAUAUUUAGCAGGGAAUACCUACGUAAAAAAUGAAAAUAAGAAAUAGCAAUGAAUACAGAGACAAGUACUACUUGUACUAAA